AUGGAGUGGCUCAAACACGCCAAUAAGCUGACGGAGAAGUGUGAUAUCUGUGACACCCCCUACCGCUUCGAAACAAUAUACGAUCCCAAUAUGCCGCUGACGAUUCCCACCCGGCUUUUGGUCGAUAAAAUCGUUUCCGUCAUAUCGCUGGGAUUGAAGCAGACGCUCUCGCUAACGCUAUACGUGGUGGGGCUUACCAUCCAAGUACCGUUGUUUUGGAUGGCGACGAUGCGACUCUAUACCUACGCCAUUGACGGCCGAUUGCCCGGUGCCGGUCCCUCAUGGCAGUAUGUGGUGUUCGGCGGUAUUUACCCGCUGUGGCAACAGCGAGUGCUAGCAUUACUUAGCCAUAGCCUUGUCCAAGGGCUCGCAUGGGUGAUUUCCACGAUUGCGGUGACGUUUGCCAUGUUUAUCGAACACGAUUGGAUCGCGAGAGAUGAAGGGUUUUACCGGCUAUUAAUCAAACGAUUGGGCAAAGAACUGCGCCAACUGUUGAUGGAGACUGUGCUUGAAAAGAUCCAGGGCGCCGUCGCCGCGGGACCGGAGCGGGAACCGCCCGAACAGCGUAUCGCCCGUAUGGCCGAUAUGUUGAACAACUUCGAUAACGCCGUGGGCGAUAAUGGUUUCCAACAAGAACUCAGACAAUUCAUGCAGGACCACCACUGGGACGAUGCCCCCGGUGGCGAAAACAUCAAUAACCGCUUUAAUGACGAUAUGGACAUUGACCACGACGCCAGCGAUAAUGACGCCGAUGACGAUGACAAUGAUGACGACGACAAUGACGUCAUGGCUAACGCCGCCGCCGCCGCUGCUGGUGCCGAAAUUGGAGGAGAUUUGGCCGGUUUACCAUUGGAUGAUGACGAUAUUGUCCCCCCCAACGGCGUAGCGGAAUUCCUCCAACUUUUCGGACUUACCCUCGACUAUACCGCCCCCUUAGUAGUGUUGGCCAUCUGCGACAUCGUCAUUUUCUUGAACCUUUUGUUGUUAUACUUGGCACCUCACUUAAUUGGGAAUGUGGUGGCUAAAGUAUUUCAAGUGAUUUUGGGGCAAAUCAUCCCCAGAUUACCACAAAUCCUGUUAUCGUGGGUACCCCAAUUGACUUGGAAAUGGAAUAGUGCUACCGGCUUAACCAUCAAGCAGUGUAUCACUCAAUUCUACCAAUUUAUCCUCCAUCAAUUUGUCCAACCAAUUAAGGCUAUAAUAAUUGGGUCUGAUCAACCGCCACUGGUAGUGCAACGAGUAUUAGUGGUAGGACUCGGCUAUGCCCUCGUCUUUGUGGUGGUGGCUCGGCUUAUGGACGGUUUAAUCAGGGGUAAAAAACCUGUUAGAGGCACUGCCCGCAAGGUCUACCUGGUCUAUUUCGAGGUGAUGAUCACUAUCAAAGUUUUCCUCGUGUUUGCCAUGGAAAUCUUUGUGUUUGCCGUCUACUGUGGCUUCCUUUUGGAUGUAUGUGCCGCCCCUCUUUUCCUUAAGGAAGUGUGGAACCCUGACACCUACGGUAUGCGUAUGCUCGCUACCAUGGGCGCUUGGCGCAUCGGCAAACACCCGAUUUCGAGAGUGGCGAUGUACUGGUUCUUUGGGACACUGUACAUGUUGUUCUUUGCCCAUUUCGUCGGUAUGACCCGCAACCACAUCUUACGUCCUGGUACUCUCUAUUUCUUGAGACUGCCUGAUGACCCUAACGUGCGGCUCAUCCACGACGUCAUUAAGCGUCCUUUCUGGUUCCAGGUGCUGAGAGUAUGGCUUUCCAUCAAGUACUAUCUGGUGUUCAUUAUUGCCGGUAUUGGCGGCGUCACCUGGGGUCUCCGUUACUUGCUUUACACUCCUGGUAAACCGCAAGUGAUUUUGCCCACUAACCUGAUUGGUUUCAUCACUGCGGUGCUGGCCAUUCUCUUAGGGUUUGUCCUCCUGCUGCCGGAGUUCCACUCAUGUUUUCACCGCUGGCACUUGUGGUACUGGCGCCAGGCGUUUGCCCUUGGCUGCCACCGGUUACGCCUUAGCCACUAUAUCCUUGGUAAGCCCGUGGCGGCCGAGAGAGGCCGUGUCGUCUACCGCAACGCAUGGGCUCAAAUCAGCGAUGCUCGUCCUGAUUAUAGUGACCCUGUCACAUAUGGCGAAUCCCAACGUCGUUUCAGCGCUGACCCUAGUUUACAAGCAUGCUUUGUCCCCGACGGUACCUAUUUGCGGGUACCCGCAAACGACGCUGUACUGAGACGGUUCCUUAAGAAAUUGUUCUGUGACGUUACUAAGGACGAUAAGCUCUUAGGACCAGCUCAACCGGCUAAUAUUGGCGUGCUUGAGAGCGGGGCUGACUACUGGACCACUGAGGACGAAACUACCGAAGCGGUAAACAACUACGAUGUGGUCUACUGUCCUCCUAACCUCAAAUUGCGGUGGAUGGGUCUCUUGGGUAUCCUCUGGAUGUUCUGCUGCGUGCUUGUAAUCCUGAUUACCUUCACCGCAUUACUCGUUGGCCGUCCGUUUGUCCAUCUCGCCACCGUGGUAUUCUUCCUGUGGCUGCCGUCUCAGCCAGAUUGGCGUCUUGCCGACUGGGGUUCUCUCGUGUGUGGUCUCUGGAUCCUCGCUACCGUACUUAGACGCUACGACGACCACGUACAACGCCAACAAUUACGCCAACAAAGAGGAGAAGAAGACAAUGGCGAAGAAGGAGUUAAUAACGGAGCUAACGAAGUCGCCCAAGAAGCGCGAGCCAUUGAGGUGGAGAAUAUGGUCAACGUCGCCAUCCUCGUCGCCGUGGGCAUUUUGGCCCUGUUCGCGUGGGUGGUGUGGGUGUUGUCCGCCCACUUGCUCUGCGUCGACCACCCGUUGCUCAUGGCGCUGGCGCCAGGGACAUCGGUGAUCCUGCUGUACUCGCAGUUGAUGGAGCAGCUGGAGCGGGUGGGGCUCAAGAUGGUGGCGAUCACGCCCUUGCUGGUGCUAAUUCACGUGAUGUUGAUGCCAUUCACCAUCAUCCCCUUCAUUAAAGUGCUCGCUCGGCUCCACGAGGUGGUGGGGUUAAUCAACCGCCCCGGCCCCGUGUGGCGCCGCGCCGUCGACAUCACCCGCCUCAACGUGGUCGCGCUCAACAUUGCCAUGGUGCACGUCCCCGCCGUGCUUUUGCUGAUGGUGCUCGUGGCCACGGGCCAGUUCUCAACGCUGGUGUACGUGUGGCUGGGCAGUCUUGCCAUCUUCAUGAUGACGAAGCUUUCCAUCAAGUUGAUGAGAUUCUACGCUCUGGUCGACCGCCUGGUGCGUAACGAGAAGUACGUUAGGGGACGGGCGAUCCAAAAUGUCGAUUGA
Molecule: messenger RNA, 3300 nt
Organism: Diutina rugosa
Lineage: Eukaryota; Fungi; Ascomycota; Pichiomycetes; Serinales; Debaryomycetaceae
Product: E3 ubiquitin-protein ligase
Exons: 1
Coding region: 1-3300 (1099 amino acids)
Cellular component (GO): endoplasmic reticulum membrane
Source: RefSeq, a predicted model, not a curated record